GUGACUUACAGUCAGGUAGUGAAGUCCUAGCCUUUUUAAUUACCACAGCAGAGUUUGCCAAGACCUUUAAGUAAGCUCUGUUGCGAGAAGACAUAGUGCACCAAAUCCUGCUGAAAUUCAGUGCAGUGAUUGAGCUCACAACGCAAAUAUUUUACUUGCCAUUUGGAUCUAAAAGCACAAAAAAAGGACAGAAGGAAAAAAGAAAGAAAUUACUAAGGAAUUUCUGCAUAAAGGUAGCAAAAUAGUUGUCUUAGUAUCAAUAUUACAGCUAUUAUCAGUGUCAUGCUUCAUGGGAAGAAGUUGGCCAAGCAGGUGCUGCUGCCGUCUGUGCUGGAAGACGAUGACGCAGAAACAGAAAGUGGGAAGCUGCAGCUGGGGGAGCCAAGAAUGAGCCAGACAGAGGUUGAUAUGCGUGGGCCAAAAGACCAACACUCAAGCCCUGACAGGAACGUGCUAGACAGAGGCACAAGACACGAGGAAGACGAAGAAAAGGAGCCUGAAGUACAGGAGUGCCUGAGCUCUGAUGAGGACUAUGAUACAGAUUUGGAGCUCGAAGGUAAGGAGGCGGCAUACGAUCUGACGAGGCAGACAUGCUAUGUGACAGCGUGUAAAAAGUUCCGGGUGGUCCCUGCCUCUUAUUUCCUGCAGCAUAUGCAAAAUAGCACACUGGUUAUGAUGCAUCGUGGCCUGGGGCCUCAGGGCACCAAAGCACUGGCGGUUCCCCUGGUAACCAACACUUCAAUACUGCGGCUGAACCUGCGAGAUAAUUGGAUGGAAGGCAUGGGUGGAGCUGCUAUAGCUGAGAUGUUAAAAGGAAAUUGCUACAUUACAGAGGUGGACCUGUCCAAUAACAAUCUAGAGGUUUAUGGAGCCAAAGCCAUAGCUGGUAUGCUUAAAGAGAACAGCACCCUGGUGAGACUCAUUCUGUCAGGAAACCAUUUUACAGACCGGUCCACUGAACACCUCUGCCCAGCGCUGAUCACCAACACCAAACUACAGCACCUCGACCUCAGCUACAAUGCUCUGGGGGAGAGUGCAGGGGAACACAUGGGAGAUGCUCUGUCUGAGAACACUGGGCUGAGAUCGCUAAACCUGGCAUGGAAUUGCAUUCGACAAAAAGGAGCAGUAAUGCUGGCCAAUGGUCUUGGGGAAAAUGUUUUUCUUAGAAUACUGGAUCUGUCAUUUAAUGGCUUUGGGAAAGAAGGAGCCAGUGCUUUAGGACAGGCUCUUAAAGAGAACAAUGUUUUAGAAGAGUUAAAUAUCAGUAACAACCGAAUACCCCCUGAAGGAGCGAUCCACCUCGCCAUGGGCCUCAAAGUAAACAAGACAAUCAAAUCCCUGAAUAUUGGUAGGAACCCCAUCCUGAAUGCUGGAUGCUAUGGGAUCCUUAAAUCUGUACAGGACAACCCAGAUUCAGCCUUGGAGACUUUAGACUUUUCAGACAUCACAGUAAGCCGGGAUUUUGACGACUUGUAUACAGCAGUGAAAGAAAUAUUCCCUGCGCUUAGAGUAAAUCAUGGGGGCUGCUUUGGCACAUUCAGCAAAGCAAAAGCUUGAAAAGUGUUACUGUAAUUGCUGUACUUUUAUGCCAGCAAAGAUGGAAGAAAUCUUGUCAAAGCCCUAUGGACGUUUUCAUCAACAGAUAAACCAAAGGAUGCAUGCCUGCAAAAAUAUAACUUUUAAAAAGAUGUCUUUUUUUGUUGUUAAAGAGCCAUGAGAGCAUAUCCUUCUGAAUAAAAUGCACUGUGAAUAAAUAAAACUUCUUAAAUACCCAAUCAAUUGAAAAUAAAAGCAAUUCAGAUGCUCAUUUUCCAGUA
Maylandia zebra (zebra mbuna) is the source of this 1817-nucleotide messenger RNA. It is a transcript of the gene lrrc74b, whose product is annotated as leucine rich repeat containing 74B. The record is from RefSeq and is a predicted model, not a curated record. Lineage: Eukaryota; Metazoa; Chordata; Actinopteri; Cichliformes; Cichlidae. Gene Ontology annotation, molecular function: protein binding.